Ooceraea biroi (clonal raider ant) is the source of this 1290-nucleotide messenger RNA. RefSeq names its product U1 small nuclear ribonucleoprotein A snf (gene snf). The record is from RefSeq and is a predicted model, not a curated record. Gene Ontology annotation, molecular function: RNA binding. Lineage: Eukaryota; Metazoa; Arthropoda; Insecta; Hymenoptera; Formicidae.
CGCGCUUCUCUGAUUGGACUGACUCCGCUCAAGCCGGGUGUCCUCUUCAGUUGUCGGAACGGACGCAUAACCUCUAACGUGGCGUAAUCUAACGCAUGUAUCAUUUUAUUCGCAAAUAUUCGGUCAAGAAAUUAAUAUAUAUAUUUACAUAAUAUUGCAAGAUUAACGUUCUCAGUCCUCAGCAAACAUGGACAUUCGUCCAAAUAACACUAUUUAUAUCAACAAUUUAAACGAGAAGAUCAAGAAGGACGAGUUAAAGAAGUCACUGUACGCUAUAUUUUCCCAGUUCGGCCAAAUUCUGGACAUUGUAGCGUUGAAAACCUUGAAGAUGCGCGGCCAGGCCUUUGUUAUUUUCAAGGAGAUCGCGAGUGCAACGAAUGCCUUGAGAUCUAUGCAGGGAUUCCCAUUUUAUGACAAACCAAUGAGGAUACAGUAUGCCAAAACUGACAGUGACAUAAUAGCCAAAAUGAAGGGCACGUUUGCGGAACGUCCAAAGAAGCCGAAGCGAGUUGUCCCAGUGGCGGACGAGGAGGCUAAACGUGCUAAGAAACGCGCGAAAGAGCAGGCGAAGCACUCGCAGCAGAUUGGUUAUCAUGCCGGUGUGCCGCAGCAUCCAGGGCUUGUUAACACGGCUGUGCCUGAACAACCACCGAAUCAGAUAUUGUUCUUGACGAACCUGCCGGACGAGACGAGCGAGAUGAUGCUGUCGAUGUUGUUCAAUCAGUUCCCAGGCUUCAAGGAAGUGCGACUAGUGCCAAAUCGACACGACAUCGCGUUCGUCGAGUUCGAGAACGAAGUACAAUCCGGUGCGGCGAAGGAUGCGCUUCAGGGCUUCAAGAUCACACCCUCGCACGCGAUGAAGAUAUCAUUCGCGAAGAAAUAAAUUCCUUUUUUCGAUCAUUGAUACGUGUAAUAAGAGAGAAACAAUACACAAGCUGAAUUGCAUUUGUACAAAAGUGGCUGCAGUUACUAAAGUGUCUGCUUUUCAAUUAUCUCGUUCACAAAAGUGAUAUCAGCUGUGACUAUGCUUGCUGUAAUUGUGUACGAUUUCUUACGAGAAUCCUGUGAGAAAGAGAGACCUCUCGUCAUAAUUAAGAUGUUUAAAUUUAAGAAGAAAAAAUAUACGAAAAGGAUAUUAUGACCUAUUUCUGAAAUCUCCUGAUUGACCUUUUUCGAAAUAUUUUUUUCAAUAAAAUGCUAUAUUUUUUGUGAAUCCCCUAUAUAAGAUACAUGUAAAGGAACAUCAUAUAUCAUAAUAUAAUUUAGGGUAAUAUAAUUGGCGAAUAAAAC